Micropterus dolomieu (smallmouth bass) is the source of this 3262-nucleotide messenger RNA. RefSeq names its product chloride anion exchanger-like. Gene Ontology annotation, biological process: transmembrane transport. The transcript has 19 exons. The coding region runs from base 812 to 3025 and encodes 737 amino acids. Lineage: Eukaryota; Metazoa; Chordata; Actinopteri; Centrarchiformes; Centrarchidae. Gene Ontology annotation, cellular component: membrane. Gene Ontology annotation, molecular function: chloride transmembrane transporter activity; oxalate transmembrane transporter activity; bicarbonate transmembrane transporter activity. The record is from RefSeq and is a predicted model, not a curated record.
UCUUCUUUAGUCAAUACACAUAAUAAAUUAUAGUGAAACGAAACUCAAAUGUGAGAGGCAGACAGAAACUUCAGGCUACUUGUAGACGUUAUUGUGAAAUCACAGAAUAUAAAAAAGCCAGCUGGACUCGAGACGCAAGUGAAAAAUUAAACAACACAAAGUUUUAUAAUUUAUACCUCUCUGUUUCUGGCCACUCCCACGUACAUAACUAUGUAAGUAACUGUUUUCCUAAUAUGUUUGUGUGGUCUUUCUGGUUGUUCACUGUUUUAGUGCUCAUUAACCAGUGUACUGAGAACUCAGUAGUUUCCUACUUUCACAGCAUCUGGUCAUCUAGUUAUUAAGUAUCUUGUUAUUCUCACCUUUAACCUCCAGGAAGUGCCUGUGAGGUUCUAGUCACGCACUUUCACUUACCCUGUUUCAGCAUUUUUCUAAUUUCCUUUAAAACCCAUUCCAGUCUCACGCCUAAGUCGUCACAUGUGGUUUCGUUAGUAACUUUAGCCUUGUAAUCUUUCCCUGGCGUCAUAUCAGUAUUGCUCAUUAUUAACAUGAAUAUGUUUUUUAUUAUUCCUCAUUCAUACUUGAUAUUUGGUUAUACCUCAAUGUCAGCAUUUCACAUUUACCAUUCUGUGAUUAUCUUUAAACGCAUAAUUGUUUUAUUUAUGGUGAACAUACACAGAGAGUCUGCUUUUGCUCACUCCAGCUGCGGUUCACUGAGCUUCAACAAUUAACAUUUCUGACAAUAUCAACACAAUGAAUCAUAAAUUCGCUUGUGUUAAUGAUUGAACGAAGUUAAGACAAAACUGACACAGCGAUGAGCUUGAUCACAGAUCACAGAUUAGAUACAGAUAGACUCACAGCCCUGUAUAGAAAAGCAACGGGCAAAGGUUCUUUUAGGGAUCUAUCUCCAGAAACUUUCACAGUGUUGGAUUCCUCGGACAGAGGUGUGAGAAUGGUGACUUUGAGGAAACAGUAUGCGGUGGUCAGACCUGUGUACUCUGAGGACAGCUUUGCUGAAGAUCAUGAGAAGAUCUGCAGGCGGCACAAAACCAUCCCGGGCCAUUUAAAAGACUAUCUGACCUGUGAUUCAAAACGUGCCAAGAAUGCAGUGCUCUCUCUUCUGCCCAUUAUUGGCUGGAUGAGGAUCUACAGAGUUAGAGAGUGGCUGCUGGGUGAUGUGGUGUCUGGGAUCAGCACUGGACUGGUGGCCAUUAUGCAAGGACUGGCCUUCUCUCUGCUGGCCUCGCUGCCUCCGAGCUAUGGUCUCUACACAGCUUUCUUCCCCAUGCUAAUGUACUUCUUCCUCGGUACUUCAAGACACUUAUCUGUAGGCUCCUUUCCAGUCCUGAGCCUGAUGGUUGGAGCUGUGGUCAUUCGCCUGGUCCCAGAGGACGGACCACCGGCCAACAUCACCUGCUUUGAGGGCCUGUCGCAGGACCAGCAGAGAGUCCUGGUGGCCUCCUCUUUUACCUUCCUUAUGGGGAUUUUCCAGCUUGCCAUGGGUGUUCUACAGGUGGGCUUCAUUGUUGUGUACCUGUCUGACACUCUGGUGUCCGGCUUCACCACAGCAGCUGCUGUCCACAUCCUGGUUUCCCAGCUCAAGUUUGUGUUAGGAUUGAACGUUCCAGGCAUCAAUGGUCCACUCUCUAUCAUAUAUACCCUGGAGAAGAUCUUUGUCCAGAUCACCUCCACCAACAACUGUGACCUGGUGAUGUCCAUGGUUAUCAUAGCAGUGGUGUUCAUCGUGAAGGAGCUGAAUGACACAUACAAAGCCAAGUUGCCUGUCCCCAUCCCCAUAGAGGUUAUUGUGACUAUCAUAGCCUGUGGGCUGUCCUAUGGCUUCAACUUCGAGAAGACAUUUGAUGUUGACAUUGUUGGCAAAAUGGUUAGUGGGUAUGAAUCUCCCAUUGCACCCAACGUGGACAUCUUUAAGGAGAGUGCUGUGGAGGCCUUUCCUGCAGCCAUAGUGGGGUUUGCUGUUGCCUUCUCUGUGGCCAAAGUCUACUCUAUCAAACAUGAUUAUACCAUUGAUGGGAACCAGGAGCUCAUUGCAUUCGGGGUUAGCAACAUAUUUGGGGCAAGCUUCAGGUCGUUUGCAGCCAGCACAGCACUCUCCAGGACGGCUGUGCAGGAGAGCUCAGGAGGCAAAACACAGAUUGCAGGGCUGAUCUCAGCCAUCAUGGCAAUGAUUGUCACUUUGGCACUUGGUUUCCUGCUGGAGCCGCUUCCCAGGUCUGUCCUGGGUGCCUUGGUCAUUGUCAAUCUGAAGGGUAUGCUGAUGCAGUUCAAAGAAAUCCCGUACUUGUGGGGGAAGGACAAAACAGAAUGUGUGGUGUGGGUGGGAACAUGUCUGGGUGCCAUCCUGCUGGGACUGGAUCUUGGUCUGGUGAUGGGCUUGGGUGUGGAGCUGCUCACGGUUGUCUUCAGGACUCAAUUCCCUCGCUGUUCUGUAUUGGCUAACAUCCCAGGGACUGACUUCUACAGAGAUCAGAAAGAUUACCUGCAUUUAUUCAAACCUAAGGGAGUAACAAUCUUCAGGAUACCCUCGCCCAUCUUCUUCGCCAAUAUUGAGUUCUUCAGGGACAAGCUUAUAGAAGCUGUUGGAUUUAACCCUGUAAGGGUUUUGAGGAAGAGGAACAAGGCUCUCAGGAAAAUCAAGAAACUGUUGCAGAAGGGGGAUAACGAUAUUACAGAGAAAGGCUGGAACUCUGAGCUUCCCGCUAAAAUCAAUGUUCCCAGAGUGGACCUCCACAGCCUGAUCCUGGACUUCUCUGCUGUCUCCUUCCUGGACAUCUGUGCUAUGAAGGGACUGAAAACGGCAUUCAAAGAGUUCAUCCAUGUUGGGGUGGAGGUUUACAUUGUUUCUUGUGAUGCAUACGUCUUGGAGAAACUGCACCGCUGGAUGUUCUUCGAUGAAGAGAUUCUAACCUCCAUGUUCUUCCCGACCCUUCAUGACGCAAUGCUGCAUGUGCUUGAAAAACAUAAGGAUGAAACUAAAGACCGGGUGGUAAUAGAUACCAAACUCUAGAAGAGCACCUGUCUCCAGAAACAUCCUUUCAAAAAGACCAUUAAGCCACAGAACUAGAGAGUUGCUGUUAAAUUUACUGCUAUGAUAAAAUGCUGUUUGUCUAUUCAAGAUCAUGAUGUGAUUUUUAUGUAUGAUCCAGUCUUUGCUGUCACAGGACUCUAGUAAAGUGUCCUUUUUCAGACGGUUUGUUUGAUAAAUGCAAUAUAUUUUCAAGAUUAAAUGGCGAUACAAAAAGCA